Messenger RNA from Brassicogethes aeneus, 1146 nucleotides. The record is from the annotation of a GenBank genome assembly. NCBI's taxonomy places the organism in Eukaryota, Metazoa, Arthropoda, Insecta, Coleoptera, Nitidulidae.
AUGGAUGACUACACUAAGCAAUUGCUCGAACAAUGGGAUAUGGGGAUAUAUGUCUCUACAUUUGCUGAUAAUAGUGUAGAUUUUCUGGCACUAAAGCAGUUGGAUGAAGAUUGUAUUAGACAGUUAAUUCCAGUUGUAGGCCACAGGGCAAAGUUUAAAGCUAAUUGGAAAGAAUGGGUGAAAGAUAUGAAUAAGGCAUCUGAAAUCCAAAAUUCUAAUCUGGAUGCAUCGUUUGACCUUGAUACAUUUUUGCAUGAUCGCGACGAAACAAGUCUUAGAAUUGGAAAUGCUGUUGCUGAAAGUAGUUUUGGACAAGCAUCUGUGAGUCCCACUUUCUUAAAUCUAGAUUCUGGCCAGUCUACUGGUACAAUAGACGCUAUUCCCACAACAGAAAACGAAGAAAUCUGUGUGGUUGAGCCUGCAACAACCAGAAAAGAACCUGAAGCCAGAAGCGAAGUGAUAAAUCCGGUAUUAGCAAUUUUGCAAAAUUGUUUAGACGGUCGAGCAAUCUUAAAAGAAGGCCAAGCUAGAGAUGGUUUACUUCAACAAAAUAGUAGAAAACGAUUGUGCCAAUUAAUUAUUCAUAAUUUACUGGAGCAGGAGCCAAGUAAAACAAUAACUAGUCCAGAAUUUUACAGUUUAUCUUUAAAUGUUACAAACAUAUUUAAAAAGGAAAGUCCUGCGGUGUACUUUUCUGCCUAUCUAGCAGCAUCCAAUUUUCAAUUCAAGAAGAAUGCAAGUGGAAAAUUGUAUGAAACAUACAUAACAAGAAGAAGAAAGCUUCGUCAAGGGGGCAUAAUUAAGGGAAGAAGAUCAUCUUCAACAUCAACUUCUCGAACUUCGUCACCGGUGCCAGUUCGUCCUGAUGCUGAUACUGACCCUGUUGUAGAAGAAAAACUUACUUGGCUCCAAAAUAGUGUCCAACCGUGGCAAUUAGUACUACAAAACUGGCGUGAUACUGCAACAGUUAGACUUAAAACCAUUGAAAGUGGAGGCAACAUAUCAGAUUAUUUUCAAAAAUUUCCUGCCAUACAGCAGCCGGAGGGAUAUAAAUUAACACCAGGUGAUAUCGAACGACAAAUAAAUAAUACACUGGAAAAAGCAUUAAGGCGAAAAAUCUGCAGGGAAGUGCAACCAUACAUUUAA